Messenger RNA from Sphaeramia orbicularis (orbiculate cardinalfish), 2299 nucleotides. RefSeq names its product 6-phosphofructo-2-kinase/fructose-2,6-biphosphatase 2b (gene pfkfb2b). Gene Ontology annotation, biological process: fructose 2,6-bisphosphate metabolic process; fructose metabolic process. The transcript has 15 exons. NCBI's taxonomy places the organism in Eukaryota, Metazoa, Chordata, Actinopteri, Kurtiformes, Apogonidae. Gene Ontology annotation, molecular function: ATP binding; 6-phosphofructo-2-kinase activity; fructose-2,6-bisphosphate 2-phosphatase activity. Gene Ontology annotation, cellular component: cytosol. The coding region runs from base 231 to 1874 and encodes 547 amino acids. The record is from RefSeq and is a predicted model, not a curated record.
CAGUUUGGAAGGACACCAGCCGGCCGAGGCACUCCAGCACCAAGGACAGGCCGGGCAGACUGGCUCCGGUGGACGCGGCGGCGGACGCACACUGUCCGGCUCAUCCCCGUACCUGCACCGGACCCCAGGUGCGCACAGGACGCGUUCAGGGCUCAGCGACCAGACCAACUUGGACCAUGUCCCUGUGAGAAACUACUGCUUCUGAACUGAGCUCAAACAACACUCCAAACAUGUCAAAUAACCAGAGAGACACCGGCUCUGCAAACUCAGCAGAAACCAAGAAAACAGACCUGAGAAUGAAUGAAAAGAAGUGCUCGUGGGCGUCCUACAUGACAAACUCUCCAACAAUGAUUGUGAUGAUCGGCCUGCCGGCAAGAGGGAAGACCUACAUGUCAAAGAAGCUCACACGUUACCUCAACUGGAUAGGAGUCCCAACCAAAGUGUUUAACUUGGGCGUGUACCGCAGAGAGGCUGUAAGGUCUUAUAAAUCCUAUGACUUCUUUCGUCACGACAAUGAGGAAGCCAUGAAAAUAAGGAAGCAGUGUGCUCUGGUGGCUCUGCAGGACGUAAAGUCAUACCUGACAGUGGAGGGGGGCCAAAUUGCAGUUUUUGAUGCAACAAACACAACAAGAGAACGACGAGACCUUAUUCAAGCCUUUGUGAAAGAAAAUGCUUUUAAGGUGUUCUUUGUGGAGUCAGUGUGUGACGACCCAGAGGUCAUCGCUGCUAAUAUUCUGGAAGUGAAAGUGUCGAGUCCAGAUUACCCCGAAAGGCACAGAGAGAGAGUGAUGGAUGACUUCCUCAAACGAAUUGAGUGCUACAAGGUCACUUACCAGCCGCUAGACCCUGAUGACUACGACAAGGACCUCUCUUUUAUCAAAGUGAUGAAUGUGGGCCGGCGCUUUUUGGUCAACCGGGUGCAGGACUACAUCCAGAGUAAGAUCGUCUACUACCUCAUGAACAUCCACGUGCACUCUCACUCCAUCUACUUGUGUCGGCACGGAGAGAGCAGCCACAAUAUGGAGGGCAGGAUCGGAGGAGACUCAGAACUUUCUCCCAGAGGAAAACAGUUCUCCCACGCCCUGCGGGAUUUCAUCGAGGAGCACAACCUGUCAGAUCUGAAGGUGUGGACGAGUCAGCUGAGGAGGACCAUCCAGACAGCGGAGGAGCUCGGUGUUCCUUAUGAACAGUGGAAGAUACUCAACGAGAUCGAUGCUGGUGUGUGUGAAGAGAUGACCUAUGAGAUGAUCCAGAAGACAUUCCCAGAGGAGUUCGCUUUGAGGGACCAGGACAAGUACCACUAUCGCUACCCAGGAGGAGAGUCCUACCAGGAUCUUGUUCAGCGGUUGGAGCCGGUCAUCAUGGAGCUUGAGCGACAGGGUAACGUGUUGGUCAUCUGUCACCAGGCCGUGAUGCGUUGUCUACUCGCCUACUUCCUGGACAAGAGUGCAGAAGAUCUGCCGUACAUGAAAUGUCCGCUCCACACAGUGCUCAAGCUCACUCCUGUUGCAUAUGGUUGCAAAGUGGAAAUGUUUUAUCUUAAUGUGGAGGCAGUGAACACACAUCGUGACCGGCCUCUUGGUAAAAUCCCGAAGGAGUCUGCUCUCAUACUGCGGCGGAAUAGUUACACUCCCUUGUCCAGUCACGACCAGGUCAAGCGUCCCAGGCUCUACAGCGCUGGCAACCAGCCCUGGCUGCCGCUCGCCCCCACCCCGUCGGCUCUGAUGCCAGAGGGACGGCAAAGCCAAGUUAGUGACAGAGUUGCAGGCUCCCCCUCUGAAUCAGUCAUAAUCAACUGUAAUCCGUCACCUCCCACCCCAGUUGUCCCCCUGUGUUUGGCAUUCACUCGCCUCAGUUUUGGAUCCUCUCGAUGAUUGAAGUGUCUGUGUUGAAUAUUAUCUACAUGGAAUCCAUCUCUCUGUCACUCUCUCUCUCUCUCAGGGCAUGUUUUGGUUUUUGGAGGGAUUGUUGCUUCCACCUUUUUUGAGGUUGCGGCUGUCUGUUUUCACACGUACAUGUUUGUUUUGCAUGUCCUCUGCUUCACCUCGAGGCUGUGUCCAGCUUGAAUAUGCAGCAUGCCUUCUCACUGCUGAGGAAAGCUCUAUAUGAGUUCACAUUUUAGGCACUGUAAAGACACCCAAACAUCCGAGAUAUCAGAAUAUCAAUUUCAUCCAAUAAUUUGCAACCGGUGUAUGUGUAUCCCAGAGGAUGCUUUGCUGUAACUAGGGCAGUGGUUCCCAACCUUUUUUGGCUCGUGACCCCAUUUUAACAUCACAAAUUUCUGGCGACCCCAGACAUU